GACCAUUAAUUUCACACAAAACCAACCUAUCUAUCUUCACUCACAAGAGUCCUGUUUUUCCAUUCCAUGGACAAAGACAAACAACCACCACCAUCAUCCUUCGAUUUGCAACACCAUGAGCCACCACAACGGCCCAUUUGGCAGAUCAUCAUGGUGGCUGCCAUAGCCGCUGGUGUCCAAUUCGGCUGGGCUCUUCAGCUCUCCUUACUCACCCCUUACGUCCAACUCAUUGGCGUCCCCCACGUCUGGUCCUCCUUCAUCUGGCUUUGCGGCCCCGUCUCCGGGAUGGUGGUCCAGCCCGUUGUCGGGUACUACAGCGACCGAUGCACUUCCCGCUUCGGUCGCCGUCGACCUUUCAUCGCUGCCGGAGCCUUCCUCGUCGGCGUAGCCGUAUUCUUCAUCGGCUACGCCGCCGACAUCGGAGUCUCCACCGGCGAUGAGAUUAAGGCACCCAGCAAGCCCCGCGCCAUCGCUAUAUUUGUGAUCGGCUUUUGGAUACUCGACGUGGCAAACAACACCUUACAAGGCCCAUGCAGGGCCUUUAUAGCAGACCUUUCCGGCUCGAACCAAAGUAAGAUUCGAACCGGAAAUGCGGUCUUUUCUUUCUUCAUGGGUGUAGGAAACGUCCUCGGCUACGCCGCGGGCUCCUACCCCCACCUUUACAAAUUCGCCCCUUUUACAAAAACGGACGCGUGCGAAGUCUAUUGCGCGAAUUUGAAAACGUGUUUUUUCAUCUCCAUCGCCCUUUUGGCCACCAUUACGAUACUUGCGUGUGCGCUGGUACACGAAGACCGGUACGUGCCGGACCCGGAGGAGGAGAAAUCCGGGAAAAACUUGAUGUUCUUUGCGGAAAUGUUUCGGGCAUUGAAGGGGUUAUCACGGGCAAUGUGGAUCCUAUUGCUGGUAACAUGUUUGAACUGGAUCGCAUGGUUUCCGUUCUUAUUAUACGAUACCGACUGGAUGGGUAAGGAGGUGUACGGUGGUGAAGUGGGUCAACCAUUGUACAACCAGGGAGUGCGAGCCGGGGCGUUGGGUUUGAUGCUUAACUCGGUUGUGUCCGGUUUGUUUUCGCUUUUGAUCGAGCAUUUGUCACGGUGGUCCGGUGGGGUGAAGCACGUGUGGGGUGCGCUAAACGUUGUUUUGGCAGGGAGUUUGGGGUUGACGGUUCUUGUAACCAAGUUGGCGGAGGCGCAACGGCAGUUUACGACGUUGGCUGAUGGCACCAGAGUGCCUCAGGCGCCUAGUGCCGGUGUUAAAGCCGGAGCUUUGGGUGUUUUCGCCAUUCUCGGAGCCCCACUGGCGGUGACUUUCAGUGUUCCCUGCGCUCUAGCUUCAAUAUUUUCUAAUGAUUCUGGUGCUGGACAAGGUCUAUCACAAGGUGUUUUGAAUCUUGCAAUCGUCAUACCUCAGAUGGUGGUAUCGGUACUAAGUGGACCAUGGGACGCGCUGUUCGGUGGUGGCAACUUGCCGGCGUUUGUGGUGGGCGCAGUGGCGGCGUUAAUAAGUGGCCUAUUUGCAUUCUGCAUGCUUCCUUCAACAGCUUCAGAUGUCCGAGUGUCAGGAGGGGGGAUGCAUUAGUACUAAUGAUAAUAUAUUUUUCUUUAUUUGGAUGUUGGAUUUGUGCAUACAUGCUAAGCAUGAUGCAGAAAUCACUAGUGAUUCCCGCAUAUGAUGUUUGUGUUUUUAAGAGAAUGUUAUGUCAUUCCUCCAUUAAGACACCAUACCACGUAGCUUCAUGGAAUUAUUAAGUCUUUGCUUUAUUCAUGUAUAGGUUUUCUCAGUUGGUUCAUGAAUAAAAGUUUUUCUUGGCUCCCGUAUUUUUGGAUUA
Messenger RNA from Helianthus annuus (common sunflower), 1828 nucleotides. Its product is annotated as sucrose transport protein SUC8. Gene Ontology annotation, cellular component: plasma membrane; vacuole. Bases 67 to 1578 code for a protein of 503 amino acids. Gene Ontology annotation, biological process: sucrose transport. Lineage: Eukaryota; Viridiplantae; Streptophyta; Magnoliopsida; Asterales; Asteraceae. The record is from RefSeq and is a predicted model, not a curated record. Gene Ontology annotation, molecular function: sucrose:proton symporter activity. The transcript is spliced from 4 exons.